AUGCGCGGUUCUCGGACAGAGUAUAUUCACUGGCUGCAGGAUGCUCCCGACCAAAAGCAGAUCGUCUCGCAGUUUUGCCGGUACAGUGGCGAAUUCAAGACCGGUAAGAACAUCAAGCAGCUGCUCAACCGCGCUCUUCAAUUUGCGACGAGUGAUCCCAAAGGCCCCGUCUACAUGGUUGGCGCGCGCGAAGUGAUGGAAGAAGAGAUCCCCUCCUACUCUCUUGAUCCGACCGUCUGGCAGAAUGUCGCUCCAACUGGACUGCCACCCCAAGCGGUCGAACCCAUCGUCGAACUCUUAGUUGAGGCUACCUCACCGUUGAUCAUCACAGGCUACUCUGGGCGGAACCACGCCAGCGUUCCUCAGCUUGUCCAACUUGUCGAGGCCAUCCCGGGCGUGCAGGUGCUAGAUACUCUAGGAAGUGAUGUUUGCUUCCCAUUCAGUCACCGAGCCUCACUGGGUGUAGGAAUUGGUCGCCAUCCAAAAAUCGAGCAGGCAGAUGUCAUUCUGAUUCUUGAUUGCGACGUACCAUGGAUUCCCACACAAUGCAAAACACGAGCGGAUGUCAAAAUUGUCCAUAUCGACGUGGAUCCGCUCAAGUCAAACAUGCCGCUCCAUUACAUCCCCGCUUCCUCUAGGUAUCGCGCCGACUCUGAGACAGCCCUGCGGCAGCUGAACACACACAUCGCCCAGUCUUCUAGAUAUGCAGAGUUGGCCAAACAGGAGCCAUACACUUCUCGUUGGCAGGCAUUGGCUGAUGAACAUAAACAACGUCUUGAUAACCUAGCCAAGCUGGCCGCUCAGCCUGAGGACACUUCUACGUCGCCAAGCACAUCAUAUCUCUGUGGGCAACUGCGUAAGACCUGCCCCAAAGACACCAUCUGGUGCCUAGAAACCGUCACCAAUGCCCCUUUUGUCUACCAGCAGCUCCAGGUCGAUGAGCCAGGACACCUGAUCAAUGCCGGCGGAGGGGGACUUGGUUGGUCUGGCGGUGCUACGAUCGGCGUCAAACUUGCGUCGGACUGGCUAGCCGGUGGUCAAGGCAAAGGGAGUUUUGUAACUGAGAUUGUGGGAGACGGCACAUACAUGUUCGGUGUACCCGGCACCGUGUAUUGGAUUGCCAGGCGGUACGAAUUACCGACAUUGACUGUGGUACUAAGCAACAAGGGAUGGAAUGCCCCUCGCAAUUCUCUAGAGCUUGUACACCCCACAGGAUACGGAUCUGCAGUGUCCAACAAGGAUCUAAAUAUCUCCUUUGACCCUACCCCUGACUACUCUGGCAUUGCAAAGGCAGCUGCUGGUGGAAAGGCAUGGGCUGGAGUAGCUGCUACGGUAGAGGAGCUGAACCAGAUGCUACCAGAUGCGAUAGAGCAUGUCAAAAAUGGAUUGUCUGCAAUCCUCGAGGUUCGCCUCGCAGGAUCAUGGUGA
This is a messenger RNA of Phaeoacremonium minimum UCRPA7, 1428 nucleotides long. RefSeq names its product putative acetolactate synthase protein. Gene Ontology annotation, cellular component: mitochondrion; acetolactate synthase complex. The transcript has 2 exons. Gene Ontology annotation, molecular function: acetolactate synthase activity; flavin adenine dinucleotide binding; magnesium ion binding. The record is from RefSeq and is a predicted model, not a curated record. Lineage: Eukaryota; Fungi; Ascomycota; Sordariomycetes; Togniniales; Togniniaceae. Gene Ontology annotation, biological process: L-valine biosynthetic process. Bases 1 to 1428 code for a protein of 475 amino acids.